AUAUGGAUAGUCAUUAUAUCCAAACUUUCCUAUAGAGAAUUUAAUAUGGAAACCAAACUUAAAACUGCAAUUACUUCGUAUUAAGCGAUUGCUCGAUAUAGGCGGACCCAUAAUAAACGAAUUCCACUGUACUUAUAAGUAUGCUAGCAAGAAGAAAGGAACUGAUCGUCUCCUAACCUUUUAAGACCAAUUUCCUUUAACUGACGACGCGUUCUCCAUUUUGAUUUUUGAAAUUUGUUUAAACGACUUAAGGAUGGAAUUGACGCUUGCCCACUCGUCUUACCAUGAACUGACUUAACUGUAAUCGCAGACAUGCGCAGAGAUGGUGACCGCCACCGGAGCUACCUUUUCUGCCUUGCUCGCCAAAGUUGGCCGAGACAGAAAACCUCAUCGACGUUCCUUUCCCAUAAAAUCACACGAGUGAUUUUGUAUGUGAAAGAGCAGGGAGUUUGGCGGUGUUGGUUCCGUUUGAAAAAUUCGUGACCGUUCUUAGAAGUUGUCGGUCUCCGUGGGUCCUGAUAUCGUCCUAUUCCCGGAAUAGGCUACGCUAGCAACCGGAGAGUGUGCAUUCGUUUUGUCGUUGUGGCACCAUCUACCUACCUAUACCAAUCGCUGCUGGCCGAAAGUGUUAUUAUAAGAAGAGAGAAGAAGUUGAGGAGUCAAGAAGUUAGAAGCUUUCAACGGUCGUUCACCUCGUCUUCUUGGUUUGAUCGCUGUCCUUUUUGUUUUUUUAUUGUUUUUCGGCUAUUGUGACGAAAAUGUUGCGAUCUGACACCGCAGUGGUACCCCGUAACCUUGGCUCAGUUCUAAUAAAUGGUAGUAAUAGUUAUUACUUUUAUAAAAGUAGCAAUUUUGUAGAGCGCCAGUCGUAGGUGUUGCAGUGCUGCUGUUUGUUAUUUGAUGUUGUUAUUACUACCACAGUGCCGAAACGUAGUUGUUAUGUAAGUUGGUGAAUGCCCAAGCCGAGGUUUCCUAGUCCGGGUUAGUUGCAGUCUCGUACCAGCCGUUCCUGUCGCCGCCAAACCCGAAAGAAAAAUGGUCCGCAUGACUUCCAAUUAGUACAAGUGAUUUUACGCUACCAACGCUGCAAUGGCCGCUGUCACUAUGCUAACAAAUGAAGAAUCGACAGGACGAUUGAAGGCCGAGCUUUUAAAUUUACGUAGAAAGGGCGCUCUAAAAGCUUCAGCCGACUGGGACAGCACAGGACCGGAUCCGGACAGAAGUUGCGGACGAUGCAGGGCAGAACUGGGUCGUAUCAUCAACAGGGGAGCCUACUGUCCAUCUUGCAGGCUUAAGGUGUGCAAGGGGUGCAGGGAAUAUACGUUCAGGACAACCGAUUGGAUAUGCACCGUGUGUCACAAAAGAAUGGAAAUUCAAACGAUAUCGGGAGAAUGGAUGAACGAGUUCAUUCGAAAGCCCAGCAAGAGGAGAGACAAUCGCGUUUACGUACCUGCUGCGGACAUUAUUAAAAGGACAAUCAGAAGGUCUUGGACCAUAUCAAAUCCACUGCCCAGAUGGAACGCUCCGAGAGGUUCCUCAGAACUCAGACCGUACAGCAGCCUUCCCAGGGGUCAAGACAUCAACAACUACCCCUCUUUAUCAAUGUAUAAUACCAGAAAGCCGUCAGCGAAUGGUACCACCUCGAAAAGCGAAUCCCAAGAGGCAAAAUCCGAAUGCCUGGAAGACGCGAAUAAACAACAAGAAAGCGGCGAGCUCAGCAAAGAAACAGCCCAUGAAAAAACACCCACUACAAGUGGAAAUAAUGGAAACCCAUCUGUACAACCCCAGGAAGACGCCCACAAAAUGGAGAGCGACGGAAAAAAGUGCGUUGUUAGAGAAAAUCCACUGAUGAAAGCUGCCAAAGAAGGGAAACUCAAUCCUGCUGCUGUCGCUUUCGAAAUGCCCAUAAAGAUUAUCAACCCCAUUCCAACAGUCACCCAAAAAGAAGCUCAUUCUAAACAAGAAACAGAUGAUAUCUCUCCUGAUACGCAAAAGAGUGAAGACCAAGACGUCCUUCCGGAUCCUAGAACUCCAGAAAAGUCACCCAAGAAGAGAAAAAAUCUCCCCAGCCCGUUUCAGAAGCGGGUAAGUUUCGAAUGCAAGUCUGGGGACGAGAGCGACGGGUUCGAUGGUACCAUCAAGAAGAAAGAGUCGGACGUAUUCAAAAAGCUGACGUCCAAAUCGUUGGAAAUCGAAAGGCCAAAAUACAGUGGCGUCAAAAUAACAUCCAAGUCACUGGAAGGACCCGUUCCAUCCACCACCACUGUUCCAACUCCUAUCUUGAAGAACGAAGACGUGGACGGAGAGUCCAGGAGAUCAUCUUCGGAACACGAUUCCGAAGUAUCGUCUGGAUCGGUGUACAGAAGGGUCACGGUGAGAAGAAGACGACAAGAUCUGAGGAAGAUGGCAACCGUCGAUAAUGGUUGGCGCCGUAGUACAGAGUCUUCCGAAAUUCUCGACUUCCUUCUACCUGAUGGCGACGAUUACAAAUUGGUCUUCAUCAAUUCCGAUAGCAGUUCGAAAGAGGAAGACGUAGAUGACAACGACAGUUCUUCCACAGCGUCCAGUUUCAUGAUAGACGAAUGCGAUUGGGAUUAUUUUGAACCAGCGUGCCCUCCGCCUCGCACAGUCAUCAAUUGGAACUCGCCUUUCGGUUCUCCCCAUUUCUAUAGACGUAGCGCGUUAUCUUCCCCGCUAGGUUCGCCUUUGGUGUACAGGAGGAAGAAGAAUUCCGACAUUGAAAUCGAUGAGAGACGAUACAGCAGCUCGCCGACUUCUUCCGACAGUUUUUGCAUGAAAACUAGGGACGCUGAAGAAAGUUUGCCGACUCUCCAGAAGAGUGUCGCGGAAGAGAACUCGAUGUUGCAGUGCAUCCAUCAGGAGACCAGCGAAAGACAGGGGAGUUUGUGUCGAAACUGCGGAAAUCCCCCGCAGUACAUACCGAUCCCAGUCCCAGUGCCGAUUCCGGUUCCCGUUUGGCCCCAACAGUCUUCCGAAUCGGUGGAACAGUUCUUGCGCGCGCGGGUCUCUCAGUUUUCUCGUUCGCUCUUUCCAAAUGCGAACCCGUUUCCGUUCGCUUGGCCGCUCGUGAGCGGAUCCGCCGCCGACUGGACUUCCUUGUUUUCUCUUCAGCAGCACAAUGCGAUCGACGCUACCAGUGCUAUGCCGGUCGCGGAAGACGAAUCGGUGCCGCCGCCGAUCGACGACGACGACGAUAAUAAUGGUGAAAGCGCCGGUUCUCAAAAGCAGGAGCAGGUGGACGUCAAAUUGCAACAGCCCGAGGACGAAAGAGAAAUUGCGAUCGACUGUGUCGAGAUAGGGGGUCAUCUGGACGUGGAAAAGUCUAACGUGUUCUCGGAAGCGUCGUCCGACAAUAGUGACAGUGAAGUUGAAUCCGAAGAUGAGAACGGAAAUCAGAAUCGCAUUCCUCUGAGACGGUCUUACAACGUGACGGGUGACACUCGUGAAAGUGACGAUGCGCUUCCGAGCAGUGACGUGUACAGUGAUAACGACGAAGAAGGACGCUUGUCGCAGACAUCCUUCCGCGAAGACGACUCCAGCUCGUCUGGAUCGGCGGACACUGACAGUGACGAUACCGGUACUGUAGCCGACCAAAAACCCAAUCGGUUCUCCAGAGUUUUCGUCGUCAAUCCGAAAAGUUCCUCCAGUUCUUCGUCAUCGUCCGAUAACGAUAACGAUUCCAACAAUGAAAAAGUGAUCCUCAAGAAUAUCAAACGUUUAUCCGAACACGAAAUCGACCUGAACGAUCAACACCCUGAAGGUGGAAAGAAGCAACUGGGCUGGUUGUCCUCCAGCCCGGCGCUGAGCGACGUGAGCGCGGAAUCGCUCAACUCCAGCAGCGAUACCGACGACGAGGCAUCUGCAAGCGAGAAAAACGAAGAGGAAAAAGAAAAGUCCAUUGCUGGUGCACACAUUGAUAACGCCGGUGCAAGUGUUCCGCUCUUUCCACUCGAAAGCGUCGAGCUUGACGACGUUGUUGUUAGUGUGGAGGGGAGCCCACCUGCCGGAGGUGAGCGGGCAGGUGAGCUGGCGGCAGUUGUUAGCGAACACGAUGAUGGUGCGCUGCUACGCCAACCGGCGCGUUAUACGAGUCUUGUCAUGAUAACUCAACAAGAGUCUUCGACGUAUCCCCAAGUCAGCGUUGUCUCCAACGACACUACCAGCCUAUUGCCCGACGUGAUAGUGCACCACAAGAAUUGCGAAGAUUUCACCUCAUCGCCGUUCUCAUCGACGACGACAUCAUCCUCCGUGGAAGAUAAACAAAGAAGCCAAGGUCCUUGCGAAGAAAGCGUGACUGUGGUUUCUAGCGCUACCACGCUGUCAAACGUAGUGUGUUUAGAAGAAGGCCUCGCCGAUGAUGACUCGUGGGUCGAAAAUCUGAGCCACGACGAAGAUGACGGCAGGCUUCUACCUACAACCUCCGAGGAUGGAUCGACGUCCGGUGACGAAAUCACUCUCACGUGCACUGCCGCAAUCGACCAGGAAGACGAACUCCGCGGUUACCAUCGAUCGGCGAUCGAUUUCACCCUUCACACCAUCGUUGAAGAGAGCUGCGAGGAGAGUGAAGUUGAACAGGGUGGCAAACAGAAGAAAGCGAGACCACAUUCGACCACUGAUCUUGAAAAGUACUUCUUCUUUGGCCUCGGAGACGGCAACAUCCCCAACGCUAAUCAAGUACGCGAAGACACCGUUUCCGAAACGUCCAGCAUCUGUAGCGAAGGACUCGAUUCCUUUGGUGGCAACGAGGAAUGCAGAUCGCUGGACAACGAUCCCAACGAGCUAGCAACGUCCAGACUAGAAAAAUAUUUUCUGAGCGGUUUCAUGGGCUUCACGACACGCAGGGACUCAGACGGCAGUGUAGGAAGUGACAGUGAGGGACACCCAAGUCCAGAACAACGCAGAAAGCGCCUCGUACGGGCACGUGGCACCGGAAGAUCGCAUUCCUCCUCGCUGGACAAUUUACUAGCCCACGAGUUCUCUACCUCUGAACAACAGAAUGACGUCACUGGUAACUCCGGUUGUUCCUCCAGUUCCGACACUGACGUCGUCGAAGAAAGUAAUUUCGAGAAGUUGGACGGACAGUUCGACACGGUAAAACGGAAGAAAUGCAAGAAACAACGAAGCAUGGCAAACGGAUCCAGUUCUUCGAUGGAAGAACUAAAGAAUAUCGAAGAGACGAAGGAAUGUUUACGAGAAUUCGAAAGCGAUGACCAUAUCAAAAAGGACUUCGAUAUGUUGACGUUGAACAACGACAAUGCAACUACGAAACAGAGCAGAGACAGCGGCUUCGUAAGCAGCAGCGAUGACCUCCUCAAAGACCAAAAAGACUCGAUAGAAAACUCCCACAGCAACUCUAAGACUGAACUUAAACUAGAACUAGAGAGCAUAGCCGAAGAGAAGAAAGUAGACGAGAAAUAUAGCGUAUACACCACACCGCCAGCCACUUCGCUAAUCCGAAAGGACAGUUUCAAUAAUUGGAGCUCGGACGAAGAAACCAAUCUUAUGAUGUCCAAAAUGCGCCAGUUUUUCAAAACGAUGGUGGCAAGCUACAAUACACAAAGUUCGCAGUCUUCCAAACCCACGACACCAGUAUUGGGCGUUCAAGCUUCAGAAGCUUCCACGACCUCCACUCCUCGUUCCAAGUACCGCCUGAAGCCGCCCCAACUGGUGUACUUCGAAAACGAACUCACAAGACUGAUGAAGACGGUGCCGGGAAUCCGAGACGACCAAGUUCGAGAAAUUGUCGAAUACCUCAGCAGCGAAGAUACCUGGAGCGAUUCGUACGACUCAUCUGACUACACCAGCUCGGAUCUGGAAGGAAAUGCGGGUACGAAGGCCGCCCUUCAACGACAAAUUUCUGACAGUUGCCAACAAAUAAUUAAUAAAUUCGACACUAACGACAAGGAAGGGGACGAAGGCGACGGCGGAUUAAUCGAAGAGCAGGCCAGUGUGAAUCCCGAGACUGCUCUCGUUUAUCAAAAGCUUGUAGCUUCCAUUGAAAAAUUGACCACAUAUGACGACGCCGAUCUGAAGGCCCGUACUCCUCACAGUUCGCCUCCCAUCAUAGCAAAAGUGAUGCACCAUAUCGGGAGCCGUUUGGUCGCGUUAAUGCAUGAGGUAUCAAGCGGAGAAAGCCACGUCAGUAGCAGCAGUCCCAAAUCACGUUAUUACCACAGAAAACUGCAUCCAAAGCUUUCGAACGCUUCCUCUACAACCACAGAAGAUGAGGAUAGCUUGGCAGACUUCUCGCCGUCCACAUGGGCCGAAAAGAGCAACCCCGAGGAGCAGAGGAUCCUCCACGACGUCCUUCAACGUAGCAAGUCCCAUGAUGUACUCCUUGCCGAAAGCACAAAUCUCCACCAAUCCAGCAGUGGGGUGUCAGAUAUCGCAGAAGAGCGUGAGACCAGCGACUAUGAACGAUUCAGCUGGAGGGGUAGUUUUGAAUCCGCCCUAAUGGCAACCGAUUCCAGGAACAAACUCUCUCUCAUCGGAUCGGAAGGAUCUGCGUCAGCUUCCGCCUUGGCCAUCGCGGCCAAACGCAGGUCCGCGGGUGAUCUCAUCUUUAGUCACAAAAGCUUAAGUAGGGAACAGUUGGACAGGGUGCGAAGUUGCGGCAGUAUCGGGGGUGGUAACAGUGAGGACAAGCUGUGGGUGAGUGCGGAGAAUAGACCGACAAAGCGUCGAUUGAGUGUUCCCGAUGCUACAGCGGGAUCUGGCGUUUCGGCAGAUGGAGAAGACGACGAAGACGAAAAACUGGGAACGAGAUCGACGCUCCCGAGAAGCUUGCAGGUGAAUACCGCAACAACGAAUUCUCUGCCCCGAUUGCCCACAGCCACCCCGUCUCCUAAUAUGCACAAGAGUCAGAGUAUGUGCCACUUCUUCCAACCGAAUGCCAAGAGUGCCCGGUAUCGUCCUCCAGGAUUCGGGAAGUUUGCGUCUCCUAAACGGGCCUUCUCUGCCCCAGGACUGCAACCCUGCCAUCGGAGAAGGACCAGGAAAUCUCAACCGAAUCUAUUAACCGAUGAUGCUAACAUUUCGGAAGCGAGUUCGUCGCCUACUUUGGUCGGAAGGGGGUUAAGCAAGAGUGCAACCCCAAGUCCCGUGGCCCCAGGUGGAAGAAGGGUGACUCGAUCGAAUUCAGAAUGGCGUGAUGAUGACAUCGACAGGAUGUUUGGUAUCCACCAGACUCGGUCAUGUUUGUCUACGUUAGGGAUUCGUUCCGAUUCAAUGGCAAGCGUGUAUUCGGGGGCGGGUGAAGGGAGAUAUGGUACGGUGGCUGUAAGGGGUCAAGUUGAGUUUGGCCUCCAGUACAAUUACAAAGCGGGCUGUCUCGAAAUUCAUAUCAAACAGUGCAAAGAUCUUGCGGCCGUUGACAUGAAACGAAAUCGAUCGGAUCCAUACGUAAAGGUCUAUCUUCUGCCAGACAAGUCGAAGAGUGGUAAACGAAAAACAAAGGUGAAGAAGCACACCCUCAACCCCAUCUUCGACGAGGUACUCAAAUUCCACAUGUCUCUAAACAGUAUAGAAACCAGAACCUUGUGGCUAACCGUUUGGCAUUCAGAUAUGUUUGGUAGGAAUGAUUUCCUGGGGGAGGUCAUGAUCGCUUUGGAGAAUAAAGUGUUUGACGACCCCACACCCAAAUGGUACAACCUCCAGGAAAGGACCGAGCCUUUCGAUGAAAUUUUGUCGUUCAAGGGUGACAUUUUAGUUGGUCUAAAAUUCGUACCACCCGACAUGACAAUACGGAAAAAAGGCAAACAUUCUCGCGGUUCGCUUCACGUUCUGGUCAAGGAGGCCAAAAGUUUGACCGCCAUCAAAGCCAGUGGAACCUCGGAUCCAUUUUGUAAAAGUUACCUUUUACCAGAUAAAGGUAGAAGCUCAAAACAAAAAACUCCUGUGAUAAGAAAAACUGUUAAUCCUGUCUGGAAUCAUACUUUCGUAUACGAAGACGUAACACUGCAAGAGCUCGCAGAAAGAUGUCUGGAACUCACCAUUUGGGAUCACGAUCGAUUGGGAAGUAACGAAUUUUUGGGAGGAGUUAGGUUCUCCUUGGGCACAGGUAAACAUUAUCUGAAACCUGUUGAUUGGAUGGAUUCUACAGGGAAAGAGAUCUCGUUAUGGAAGAGCAUGCUGGAACGCCCAAACUUUUGGGUAGAGGGAUGUCUCCCCCUGAGACCCACGUUGGAUUAUCGAGCCACCUAACAAUCCCCUUUAUUAAUGAUUAUUUAUUAAUUAAUAACCGAAAACAUACUCUUCAACUAUUUUUGUACAAAAAGAAAAUUUUUAGUAGACGUUACAUACGUAAGUAUGUAGUACGUAAAUACCUUUGACUUGAAAGUGAGAUUUUUUAAAUGACCUUAUAUUGCAAUUAUUAAUCUCUUCCCAAAAGCGGGUUUUACUUCGGCUUUUUCAUGAAUUGUGUUGUUUGAUGCACCGCCAGUUUAUUUUUUACACAUAACACGAAAUUAAAUGUUUAAAUAUUUCGAAAAGUUGAAUAAGAUUUCUUGAACAAAUCUCGAUGUUGAUUGAUGGUGUUUUACGUAAUUUUUACGAAACUUUCGUUCUUGUACACGUUUUCCUAAUAUAAUUUUGUCCCUAUCGGCUUAAACGGUUACGUUAAUUAUGAUAGCAAAUUAAUUGCGACACUGGGAAUUUCCUUCUUUUCCUCGGGAGUAUUAUUCGAUUCCUUUUGGUUCCCUAUUUAUUAAUAACUAAGCAAUAAUUAUAUUGGUUGUUUGUGUAAAUGUUUUUUUUUGCAUGUAUAGUUUAAUUAAUUAUGUAUUAUUGUGACACUUUACAAUGUUACUUGUGUUUAGAUUUUUUCUAAGUAUAAAUCCCUUUUUUACAUUCGGUAUUAUGAUGUGUGUUUGUAUAAUACGUUACGCCUUCCGAAUAUAAUAAAUAAACAAUGA
This is a messenger RNA of Agrilus planipennis (emerald ash borer), 8933 nucleotides long. RefSeq lists its product as uncharacterized. Gene Ontology annotation, cellular component: exocytic vesicle; plasma membrane. The record is from RefSeq and is a predicted model, not a curated record. Gene Ontology annotation, molecular function: neurexin family protein binding; small GTPase binding. Gene Ontology annotation, biological process: intracellular protein transport; exocytosis. The coding region runs from base 1090 to 8223 and encodes 2377 amino acids. Lineage: Eukaryota; Metazoa; Arthropoda; Insecta; Coleoptera; Buprestidae. The transcript is spliced from 11 exons.